ACGUAGCCAGUUGACGGAUUUUUGUGCGAGACUUCCGGUCAAGCACUUCCGCUCACUGGCUAGCUAAACUCACUUUUCACCGUAGCGGUUAAUCCUUCGUAACAACUAAGUUAACAAAUCGUUAUGGCUUCGAGGAAGACCGGGAUUGUUUGUGCAGUUAGAGGGUGUCAUAAUAACUGGUACAAAAGAAAAAUUUACUUGGAGCAGGAGUGUUUUAAUCACCGAACGCGUACGAGAGCUGAAUGUGGAUGCGAUGCGCCCUUCGACCUUUACCCGCCGCCGAAGAAUGAGGAAUCCCUUCGCCUGUGGUUAAAAGCUUUAAAUUUGAAGAAACCACCGAAGCGACCGUAUGUUUGUUCUUUUCAUUUCGUGAACACAAGACCUACAGAAGACCACCCGAUACCAGAAAAGUGGCUGGGCUACGAAGUCCCAAUAAAAACUCCAAGGAGACGUGUCAGGAGGUUAGCAGACACAGAUGACAGCCACUGUGUUGAGGAAGCUGACCAGGCCGUUCCACAGUCAGUCACCUCCGCAUAAAAAUGCUGACACUCAGUGGGAGGGUCAGGCACUGAUGGAUCACACCUACAUAUUAGGACAAAAGAAGAAUCAUGUAUGCGACAGAGAAACACAAUGUGGUGGAGAAGAACCCCUUGCCCAUGCCAUCCUGAAGAAUGACACUAGCUGUGUGUUGUACACAGGCCUUUCUCUCAGUGCCUUUUUUGAUCAUGUUAAAUAUCUGGAACAGUUCUAUAAAGCAAACUUUAAGAUGCACGUAAUGGAUCAAAUAUUGAUGACCAUGAUGAAACUUAAGUUGAAUCUACUCCAGGGUGAUCUUGCAGAACACUUUGCUGUGUCCCAGGGGUUAGUGAGCAGGAUCCUCUCCUACUGGAUAGACACAAUGGAGGAGCACAUGAGAAUCUACAUUCCUUGGCUGCCACGGGAGACAAUCCGGAGCACAAUGCCUCAGUGCUUCAGGGAGAAGUUCCCCAACACCACCUGCAUCAUUGACUGCACUGAGACCACCCUGCAGAAACCACACAACCUUGACUCCAGAGGCGAGUCAUACAGUCAUUAUUAUUCCAGCAAUACUAUAAAGUAUUUAGUUGCUAUUGAACCGUGUGAGCUUGUUAUGUUCAUUUCUCCUGCUUAUGGAGGCAGGUGUAGUGACAAGUUCAUCACUCAGGAGUCUGGUUUCCUGGAGUAUCUUCGUCCCGGCGAUGAAGUGAUGGCAGACAGAGGCUUUACCAUCAGAGAUCUGCUGUUUGAGAGAAAGGUUAACCUUGUUCUACCAGCGUUCACUCAUAAAGGAGGGCAGUUGUCUGAUGAGGAUGUAACUGCCACAAGGAGGAUUGCAAAUGUGCGCAUACAUGUGGAAAGAGUUAUCAGGAGGCUCAAAGUGUUCAAAAUAAUCUCCCAGACUGUACCCAUCAACUUGGCACACAAAAUGGACAAAAUCCUCAGAAUCUGUGCAGCCCUUGUAAACAUGCAGGGGGAAAUCAUCCACGAGGAUGCUGAUUGAGCAUAGAAGUUUACAUGUCAAAAAGAUCCUGAUUUCCACUGUAGCUUAAUAUUUGUAAAUAAUUAUUUGACAGCCUGCAGUGCCUUGAUUGUACUAUCAUUUGCACAUAUCAUUUGUCUUUAACAUUUUAUUUUUCAGGUAUCUCUAUUCUGCACUGCUGAUUAGUUAUUUUACAGUAAACUGUAAACCAAUCAAAUUAUACUGCACAAGAAUGUGUUUUGGAUCUCAGGUAUUAAAAAAUAGUUAUUGUGUUUGGCACCUUUUCAAGUAUUGUAUAAUAUCAACUUAUUUUUAGACUAUUUAAAUGUUUACAGAUAAAAAAACAUGAUAUUUAACUUGUGUCCAACUAAAAUGUGUAUUAUUAAAAUUCUCAAUCUGUUUUUUCAAUCGAGUUUUUCAAUCUGUUUUUUCAAUCGAGUGGAUGUUGCCCUAACCACAUGUAAAUAACUAAAGAAGUGUAUUUUAUG
Messenger RNA from Sander lucioperca (pikeperch), 1986 nucleotides. RefSeq lists its product as uncharacterized. The record is from RefSeq and is a predicted model, not a curated record. NCBI's taxonomy places the organism in Eukaryota, Metazoa, Chordata, Actinopteri, Perciformes, Percidae. The coding region runs from base 476 to 1519 and encodes 347 amino acids. The transcript is spliced from 2 exons.